CCACACCUCAGUACCAAAUCAGCCCCCUUGUGCCCUGCCCGACCCAGACCCCUCCGCCCUGCUUGCCCCCGACCUCGUCCCCGCCGAGCUCUCUAGCCGUCCUCCGCCGGGGGCGCCCAACCCUAGCGCUCCCGCUCGGCGACCGACGGUGGCGCUCCGGCUCGGCGCAGCGUGAAACGGUGUAAAAUACAAUUGGAUUUGAGGGAUAUGUUAAGUAGUGGAUGUUGAAUGAUCUUCUCUAUGGAUUUGAAUGCAUCACCAUUGCCCGAAGAAGAUGAACAACCUUAUGAAGAACCUGUCGAGGUCGAUUAUGCACAAGAGGAACUUGUCGAAUCUGCUGUCGCAACAUUGCAUAGGGAGCGUGAAGAGAGACGCAUGAAAUUAAAGAGAGAGCAACAGGAUGAAGACUCGAGGCUUCAUUCUCAGCAGAUUAGAAAUGAUCAUGCACCUCAAAUCAAAGUUGCUAGAGGGCGGAUCAAAGAGACACCUCAGGGCUGGUUGGAUUGCCCUGGAUUUGGUGAGCCAAUAGACAGAAUCAUACCCUCUAAAGUUCCUCUUGAUGAAACAUUCAAUGAGUCAGUGCCUCCUGGCAAGAGAUACUCUUCCAAACAAGUAAUAGGCAAGCAAAGAAAAGCUGGUCGUGACAUAGGUUUGGUGAUUGAUCUGACAAAUACUUCUCGGUAUUACUCACCAGCAGAAUGGACAAAGCAAGGUACUAAGCAUGUCAAGAUUCCUUGCAAGGGAAGAGACACUGUACCGGAUAAUGAAUCUGUCAAUGAAUUUGUCUAUGAGGUGAUGAUGUUUCUUGAACGACAAAAGCAGUCAAAGAGUCCAAAGUAUGUCCUAGUUCACUGUACCCAUGGUCAUAAUCGUACAGGUUUCAUGAUUAUUCAUUACCUCAUGCGCACACACAUCUCUUCUGUUGCUGAGGCAAUAAAUAUAUUUGCUAAAAGGCGACCUCCUGGUAUAUAUAAGAGGGACUACAUUGAAGCGUUGUAUUCAUUUUAUCAUGAGGUUCCUGGGAAUAUGAUUGUAACAUGCCCUUCAACACCAGAAUGGAAGAGACCCUCUGAUCUUGAUUUAAAUGGUGAAGCUAAGCUAGAUGACGAGGAUGACAAUGCUGAUCUUGCACCGGCACAUAAUGAGGUAGAGGUGAAAGUCAUCACUAAUGAUGAUGUGUUGGGAGAUGCCUUACCUUACGAUCAGCAAGAAGCUCUGCGCAUUGUAUGUUAUAGGUUGCUUGAACUGCCCCCUGCAAGAGGGCAUGCACAAUUUCCAGGAUCACAUCCAGUCUCCCUUAACAGUGACAAUCUGCAGCUACUUAGACAGCGAUACUAUUAUGCUACAUGGAAAGCUGAUGGAACCCGAUAUAUGAUGCUUAUAAUGAGGGAUGGUUGUUUCUUGAUUGAUCGGAAUUUUAGCUUUAGAAGAGUUCAGAUGCGCUUUCCCCGUAGAAACCUUAAUGAAGGCCUGCAUGAUAUGACCUUGAUUGAUGGAGAAAUGAUUAUAGACACAGUACCAGGUUCAGGAUUGAAGAGGAGGUACUUGGCAUAUGAUCUAAUGGCACUUGAUUCAGUGUCCAAAACGAAGUUGCCCUUUUCUGAAAGGUGGAGAUUGAUUGAAGAUGAAAUAAUCCGUCCACGUUAUUGUGAGAGAAAGCAGUUUGAGAGUGGUGCUAAGAGCAAUCCGAUAUACAAAUAUGAUAUGGAACUAUUUUCGGCCAGGAGAAAGGAUUUUUGGCUACUCUCCACCGCAAAAAGGGUACUGAAGAAGUUUAUUCCAUCACUUUGCCAUGAUGCUGAUGGCCUUAUAUUUCAGGGGUGGGAUGAUCCAUAUGUAACUCGUACUCAUGAAGGUCUUCUUAAGUGGAAAUACCCUGAAAUGAAUUCAGUUGACUUUUUGUUUGAGGUUGGCAAUGAUAAUCGCCAGCUGGUUUUCCUUUACGAGAGAGGCAAAAAGAAACUCAUGGAUGGUUCUCGGAUGGUAUUUCCAAAUGAAGAAGACCCAUCCUCCAUCUCUGGGAGGAUUGUUGAGUGCUCUUGGAGCAAGGAAGAUCAGUGUUGGGUCUGCAUGCGUGUUAGAUCUGAUAAAUCAACCCCAAACGAUAUCAACACAUAUCGCAAGGUAAUGAGGAGUAUCACCGACAAUAUAACCGAAGACAAGCUUCUAGAAGAGAUCAAUGAGAUAAGCAACCUCCCGAUGUAUGAUGAUAGGGAAAAGAUGGCCCAACAACAAGCUCAUGCAAAGAUGGCACAACAUCAAGCUCAUGCAAAGAUGGCACAACAUCGGCGGAUGCCACCACAGUAGUGUUAGUCUUGUCAGAGUAGUGCUAGAGCGCCGCCACCAGCGGCUGGUUCCCUUGGCUUGUGUAAUUAGUAGAGGUUGUUUAGGGCCUACGAUGACCGGCCAGCCAACUAAUUCUUUGCACUUCUUCUGUGCCUACCCCCCUCCCUCUUCCUUGUAUAGUUGUGGCAGCAGAUUAGUUCUUGUAAAUCCUGUGUAAUGUUGUUCUAUUUUCUCUCCUAUGGUUUUAUUUUCAUGGGUGAUAGAAUAGUCUUUUAACAAGGAAGCGUGUUCAAGUAUGUCACUAGUAUGCCUCUAAUGCUUGCAAUAAUUGUUGCAUGAGCUGGGUUGGUUGGCA
This is a messenger RNA of Brachypodium distachyon (stiff brome), 2641 nucleotides long. RefSeq names its product mRNA-capping enzyme. Gene Ontology annotation, molecular function: mRNA guanylyltransferase activity; ATP binding; protein tyrosine/serine/threonine phosphatase activity. The transcript has 18 exons. NCBI's taxonomy places the organism in Eukaryota, Viridiplantae, Streptophyta, Magnoliopsida, Poales, Poaceae. Gene Ontology annotation, biological process: 7-methylguanosine mRNA capping; protein dephosphorylation. The record is from RefSeq and is a predicted model, not a curated record. The coding region runs from base 229 to 2307 and encodes 692 amino acids.